Molecule: messenger RNA, 3486 nt
Organism: Mauremys mutica (yellowpond turtle)
Lineage: Eukaryota; Metazoa; Chordata; Testudines; Geoemydidae
Product: maestro heat-like repeat-containing protein family member 2B
Exons: 24
Coding region: 1-3486 (1161 amino acids)
Biological process (GO): signal transduction
Cellular component (GO): cytoplasm
Source: RefSeq, a predicted model, not a curated record
AUGGACGAACCACAGCUACAAGCCAUGGGUCAGGACCAUUCCAUGUCUUCCUCGCCGGACGAGGCGGUGGCGGGGUCCUCAUCAUCGGAUCCCACACCGAUUGACUUGCGUGCCCAUCAGGACCUCCUCCGUCGGGUGGCACAAGCCAUCAACCUCCCGGUCGCAGAGGUCACUGAGGACGAGGAUCCGAAAAAUGCCACUACAAUCUGGCAAUCACCUGCGUCCAUCCCUCCCACUGCUCGAGGCGUGGAGCGAAAGUACUCCGUGCCCCCGACCGGGUACGAGUACCUGUAUACGCACCCGGCCCCAGACUCCCUCGUUGUGCAGUCGGUGAAUGACCGGGAGAGGAAUGGGCCGCCCGCGCCAGCGCCAAAGUCCAAGGAUGCGUGCAGGAUGGACCUAUUGGGCCGUAAGGUCUAUUCGGCUGGCGGCCUUCAACUACGGAUAGCCAGUCAGUUGGCUGUCCUUGCCCGCUAUGCAUACGACAACUUCGUGGCCCUCUCUAAGUUUACGGAGUUGAUUCCCACAUCCUCCAGCAAGCUCAAACCAUCUCUGACCGUGGAGGAAAACCGUGAGCUCCUUGGUCAGUGCUUCAAAAGUUUAUUUCCCCUUCCUCCCUUGGAGAAGAUGAAAGAGGAAGACGGGACAGCAAAGGAUGCUCUGCAUAUACAACUCCUCAGGAAAUGGUUCAGUUCGGGGAAGGAGUGGGAGAGAGAACGGGCCUUGCAGGCCAGCACCCAGCUGCAGACUGCCUAUCAAGAGUAUGAUCCCGAGCUUUCGUCACGGCAGUUUGGGGUUGAGCUCUCCCGACUGACCAAUGAGGAGCGAGCGGUGCCACUGGUGGUGGAGAAGCUCAUAAACUACAUUGAAAUGCAUGGAUUGUACACCGAGGGCAUUUACAGGAAGUCAGGCUCAACCAAUAAGAUAAAGGAGCUCCGACAGGGUCUUGAUACAGAUAUUGACAAUGUGAAUCUAGAUGACUACAAUAUUCAUGUCAUUGCCAGUGUGUUCAAACAGUGGCUGAGAGAUUUGCCCAAUCCCCUCAUGACCUUCGAACUCUACGAGGAAUUUCUGCAAGCUAUGGGCCUGCAGGAGAGGAAGGAGACCAUCCGAGGCGUGUACUCUGUCAUUGAUCAGCUCUCUCGCACCCACCUCAGUACCCUGGAACGCCUCAUCUUUCACCUUGUGAGGAUUGCCCUGCAGGAAGAGACCAAUCGAAUGUCAGCUAAUGCCCUGGCCAUUGUGUUUGCUCCCUGUAUUCUCCGCUGUCCUGACACAACUGACCCACUGCAGAUCGUUCAGGACAUCAGUAAAACAACCACCUGUGUGGAGUUGAUUGUCGUAGAGCAGAUGAAUAAAUACAGGGCUUGUCUCACGGACAUCAACAGCCUGGAGUUUGCUGAGAACAAAGCAAAAAGCAGGCUGUCUUUGAUCCACAGAUCAGUGCCUCAGGAAACUUUUCAUCAGUUUGGAUCUCUGAUUGGAGCAAUAGCACCAUACAGCUGUGAUUCACUGGCCACGUCUCGUCAGUGGGUGUUUGACUGUAUCAGCUGCCUUCUCUGUAUACAAGGCCAGCCCAUGAACCUGGGGUCAGUGGAAGAGGAGCUGAGAUGUCUCCAUGAAGAACUAACAGCAGCUCCGGACCCCGAGGCUUUGUUUCAGGCCUCUUCCAAAAUGGCCAGGGUUGUUAGUAAGUACUUUCCCCCAGAACAGGCCACAGCCUUUAUUGAGGCCACAGUGGAAAGUAUGCUGUCUGCCAGCCCCACCUGUGCCACAGCAGCUGGACUGUGGAUGAAGGUUAUACUGAAGGAGUGUGGAGAUGCCAUGCUUGAUAAGGUGCCAGCUAUUGUGGAUAUAAUAUAUAGCCACAUGGCUACUAUCCAGGAGGGCAGCUUGAGGCAAUUCCUGCUGGAGGCAGUGUCUAUUUUAGCUCACCAUCACCUAGAGGCAGUGAUCUCCAGCCUACUCAGCAACCAUCUGCCAAUGGACAGUGACACCAGUGAGCAGUGGAGAUCUCUAGGGGAAGACCCCUUGCUUGCCAUUCAGGUCCUACAGGUCCUAAUAGAAAAAAUAAAGACGUCAACAAGCCAAGAAGAAAGCAUCACCUCAGAGACUGAAACUGACAGGCAUUUGGCAGCUGCUGAACCUCUCUCAGCAACAUGUGCCAUCUUUGAGGUGGUGUCAGCACAGCAGUCGAGCAAAGCUGUGCAGGAGCUGCUCCCAGAGUUGUUUCCUGUUCUCCUGCAGCAGGUCAGCCGAACCUCAGGACAAAAGAUGCCUUUGCCAAGGAUAAGAAGCCGGAGCCUAUUCCAAAAAGACCAACAACAUACUGAGGGCAACCCUUGCCGGUUUUCUGUCCAAGCGUUAGAAUCUGUGCUUUCCAAAGCUGGGAAUGAGAGACUGGUGAGAGUGCUCAGGACGCAGAAAACAUGGAUUCUGCUUGAAAACCCCCAGACUCACCAUGAGGGAGUGUGUCUGCUGGUGAGUGGUCUGCUAAGAUUUGGACUAAUAACACUUGAGAUCAUCCAGAGCCUCCUCCCCUGGGUGAAUUCCCCAAUGGAAAACUUCCGAGUCACUGGCACAGCUUUCCUUGCCCAGCUAAUGACUGAUCCCAUGCUCAGGGAGAAGAAGUUGCUUAAGAGUGUCUUGCGCAUCUUGGAAGAAAGGUCACAGGAUAGGAACAGCAUUGUCCGUCAGAUGGCUGUAAGAGGCCUAGGAAAUAUAGUCGAUGGGGCGCCUGUGAAGGUGAAAAAAUACAAGACGUUUCUUCUGGACAUACUGAUCGGGGCCUUACAUGAUAUUUUCAGUUCUGAAGUGAUUGGUGAGAGCAUGAAAGCACUGGCCAAAGUCCUGAAGGAGCUGAAAGAGAAGGACAUUGGUUCUUCCUUCAAAGACCUCACCCAACAGAUCCGGACCUACUUUGACGAUGAGGACGAUGCUCUUCGCUCAGUGGCCUUUGUCCUAUUUGGCAUCCUGGCUCAGUUGACAAAGAAAAAACAGAAGGCCUAUUUCGCCGAUCAGGUUCGAAAGAGCUGGGUCAUACUUCUGCUGCACCUGCAAGACCCAAGCCCCAAGGUUUCAAUGGAAUGCAGAGCUACAUUUCACCUCUGUUUCCCGUUUUUGGGACUGAAGAGACUCCAACAUGCGAUCAAUAAGCACCUUGGUGGCAGAGCCGAGCUGAAGCCUGAAGAGCUCCAGGUGGACAUUUGCAGACACCUUGCCAAAGAAAAUGCAGAACUGCUGGAGAACUUGUACAGCACCACCAUCACGUACUUCAGUAGCAGCUGGGAAUGGAUCCGGGCAGUUGCCGCCAACUUAGCUGGCAUCAUCCUGGAACACACAGACACUCAGCGUAUGAAAUGGCUGGACCUGGAACAUCUGCUGAUGUCUCUCCGGGUCCUAGAGAAAGACCCAAGUCCCACUGUCCAGCUGGUGGCAACGGAGAUCAUAAGUGACAUCUGUCCUGGCGGAGCACUUGGCGAAUGA